This is a messenger RNA of Entrophospora sp. SA101, 120 nucleotides long. The record is from the annotation of a GenBank genome assembly. Lineage: Eukaryota; Fungi; Glomeromycota; Glomeromycetes; Entrophosporales; Entrophosporaceae.
AUGUCACUUGAUCCAUUCUUUGUGAUAGCUCGCUCACCAUUUGCGCAUGCUCAAUUAAAAAAACUUGUCUACAUUACAUUAAUUUAUUUGACUAUUAUAUUAUUAGAAAUCUUUGAGUAA